Messenger RNA from Rubroshorea leprosula, 1232 nucleotides. The record is from the annotation of a GenBank genome assembly. Lineage: Eukaryota; Viridiplantae; Streptophyta; Magnoliopsida; Malvales; Dipterocarpaceae.
AAAUCCUAAACCGAUUUUCUUCUUCCUCUUCGGAACUGGAAGCCACCAUGUCGAUCAAUCUUGUGCUUCCUUUUCUUCUUCUCUCCGUCGCCACUUCCUCCAUUAUUUCACAGUCAAAAGCUCUUCGAUUCCCUACAGAGAUCUACAAUUUCUCAUCUAACAACAUCACCGUCAUCGCCAACCCCGGUACACCGCCGCAAUCUGUUCCAGUCUCUCCAUCUCCGUCACCAACAGAACCCCCAAUUUCUCCUCCUAUGGUCCCUGCACUCUUUGUCAUCGGCGACUCUUCCGUCGAUUGUGGCAACAACAACUACCUCGGUACCUUUGCUCGCGCCGAUCACCCUCCCUAUGGUAGAGAUUUCGACACGCACCGCCCUACCGGUCGUUUCUGCAAUGGGAGAAUCCCCGUUGAUUAUCUGGCCUUGCGCCUCGGGCUUCCGUUCGUUCCAAGUUAUCUGGGACAGGCUGGGAGAAUUGAAGACAUGGUCCGGGGAGUGAAUUAUGCAUCAGCCGGUGCUGGGAUUAUUUUCUCAAGUGGUUCAGAAUUGGGACAGCACAUUUCCUUUACUCAACAAAUUCAGCAGUUCACUGAUACUAUUCAGCAGUUUAUUCUAAGCAUGGGAGAGGAUAGAGCAAAUGAGCUCAUCUCGAAUUCGGUUCUUUACGUUUCCAUUGGGAUAAACGAUUACAUACAUUACUAUCUGUUCAACGUGUCCAAUGUGCAAAAUCUGUACCUUCCAUGGAGUUUCAACCAGUUCUUAGCAUCAACAAUGAGACAAGAAAUUAAGGGGGUUGCUGAUUUGGAAAAUUUGAUGAAACAGAACUUGUACAAUCUAAAUGUGAGGAGAGUGGUAGUUAUGGGGUUGGCACCUAUUGGUUGUGCUCCUCACUACUUGUGGCAGUUCAACAGCACGAAUGGGGAGUGUGUCAAGGAGAUAAAUGACAUGAUCUUGGAGUUCAAUUUUCUCAUGAGAUUCAUGACUGUGGACCUUAAUCAUGAGCUUCCUGAUGCAAACAUCAUUUUUUGUGAUGUCUUUGAAGGUUCCAUGGAUAUAAUCAAGAAUCACGAGCGCUAUGGUAAGAUUGUGAGUUCAAUUUUAUCAGAUAUCUGAUCAACGUAGAAAUUAUAUAAUGCUGUUCUAUGCUUGUGUAUGUUCAGGUUUCAAUGUUACUGCAGAUGCUUGCUGUGGGUUAGGGAAGUAUAAGGGAUGGAUCAUUUGUGUAUCCCCAGA